Gigantopelta aegis is the source of this 7006-nucleotide messenger RNA. Its product is annotated as scm-like with four MBT domains protein 1. Gene Ontology annotation, cellular component: nucleus. Lineage: Eukaryota; Metazoa; Mollusca; Gastropoda; Neomphalida; Peltospiridae. The transcript has 13 exons. The record is from RefSeq and is a predicted model, not a curated record. Gene Ontology annotation, biological process: regulation of DNA-templated transcription. The coding region runs from base 750 to 3272 and encodes 840 amino acids. Gene Ontology annotation, molecular function: transcription corepressor activity; histone binding.
CAGGUUGAAUGUAGUCUUCAGAGUGGGUUUGUAAAGAGAUGGAGCUGGUUUUAUCAAGGUGAUUGUUAUUCCAGGUUGAAUGUAGUCUUCAGAGUGGGUUUGUAAAGAGAUGGAGCUGGUUUUAAUGAGAUGAUUGUUAUUCCAGGUUGAAUGUAGUCUUCAGAGUGGGUUUGUAAAGAGAUGGAGCUGGUUUUAAUGAGAUGAUUGUUAUUCCAGGUUGAAUGUAGUCUUCAGAGUGGGUUUGUAAAGAGAUGGAGCUGGUUUUAAUGAGAUGAUUGUUAUUCCAGGUUGAAUGUAGUCUUCAGAGUGGGUUUGUAAAGAGAUGGAGCUGGUUUUAAUGAGAUGAUUGUUAUUCCAGGUUGAAUGUAGUCUUCAGAGUGGGUUUGUAAAGAGAUGGAGCUGGUUUUAUCAAGGUGAUUGUUAUUCCAGGUUGAAUGUAGUCUUCAGAGUGGGUUUGUAAAGAGAUGGAGCUGGUUUUAUCAAGGUGAUUGUUAUUCCAGGUUGAAUGUAGUCUUCAGAGUGGGUUUGUAAAGAGAUGGAGCUGGUUUUAAUGAGAUGAUUGUUAUUCCAGGUUGAAUGUAGUCUUCAGAGUGGGUUUGUAAAGGGAUGGAGCUGGUUUUAAUGAGAUGAUUGUUAUUCCAGGUUGAAUGUAGUCUUCAGAGUGGGUUUGUAAAGAGAUGACGCUGGUUUUAAUGAGAUGAUUGUUAUUCCAGGUUGAAUGUAGUCUUCAGAGUGGGUUUGUAAAGGGGAUGAAGCUGGAAGCUCCGGUCAAAGGUUGUCCUGGGACGUACUGGAUUGCUUCUGUCGUCAUGACAUGUGGUCAGCUCCUGCGUUUGCGCUACCACGGUUACGAGAAUGACAGCUCCGCAGAUUUCUGGUGUGACCUAAUGACCUCAGAAAUUCAUCCAAUUGGGUGGUGCUCAGAAAACAAUGGUGUGCUGCAACCACCGGAAGCUGUUGUUAAUAAACUGAAGUGUACAGAUUGGAAGGAAUACCUGAAGAAUAGUUUGACUGAUGCAAAAACUGCUGCAUCAUAUCUCCUUGAUAAGACGACAGGGUCCACUCCGAUUGACCAGCUGAAGCCGGACAUGAAGCUGGAGCUGCAGGACAGUGUGAGUCCGACCUACGUUUGGAUCGUCAAGGUCGUCGAGAACGUGGGCGGCCGCCUCUACUUACGCUACGAGGGCAUCGCAUCCGGCAGCGCAGACUUCUGGCUCUUCUACCUCAACCACCACCUCCACCCCAUCGGCUGGUGUAAGCAGAAGGGAUACAAAUACAAACCACCCAAAGGACACCUUGAAGAUCACAGUGCCGCAGAAAUCCAGCAGAUCCUGGAUGAAUCCAACAAACAAGCGGAGGAACAGAUGCUGCCAGCCGAUAUAUUUAAGGACCAAAUAACCAUUCCACAACAUACAUUCCACGUCGGCGAGAAGCUGGAAGCUGUCAACCCUGAGAGUAGAAACCAGAUCUGCCCAGCAACUGUUGUCAAGGUGUACGACAGUUACUACUUCCUCAUCCAGAUAGAUAACCUAGAGAAAACGAAGAGCAACCAGUUAAAAAUCUGCUGUCACAGCAAAACUCCGACUAUCUUCCCAGUCCACUGGUGUCAGUGCAAGGGACUCCGACUUACACCGCCACCAGGCUGGGACAAAGCAACUCCAGAGUUCAGCUGGCAGGAAUACCUUGACUUUUGUAAAGCUAGCCCUGUUCCAGAGUCAGCUUUUGCAGUGGAGACGACAAAGCACCAGUUUGAGAAGGGUAUGAAGCUGGAGGCUGUGAACCCUGACUACCCGAACCAGAUCUGUGCUGCUACCAUCACCAAGAUUAUCGACCGCCUCAUGUGGAUUCACCUUGACAACAGCAUGAAGAUCGUCGCCAGUCACAUCGAGACGGCUGACUCACACAGUCUCUUCCCCGUCGGCUGGUGCGAGAGCAAUGGCUACCAGCUGAAACCACCGAGAAAACUUGGGCUUACCGGGCCCAUCAGAAAACGGGUUGCGGUUGUUCAACCAGCAGAGGCUGAUGAAGAUAACUGGAAUGAAGGAGACACAUACACUCAAGUGAAAAAUAGCAGCAAUGGAGGAAACAACUGGUGUCCGAAGAUCUUCUUCAACCACAAGUGUUUCUCGGGCCCAUACCUGAGCAAGGGGAGGAUAGCGGAGCUGCCCAAGUGCGUGGGGCCGGGGCCGAUCAAGCUCGUCAUGAAGGAGGUUCUCACCAUGCUGAUCAACGUGGCGUACAAGUCGUCACGCGUCCUGCACGAAAUCCAGAUGGACGGCAAACCCAACCCAACCAUGUUUCAGCAAAUACUCAAAGCAAAAUACAAGAACAAAUCGUACCGCGCAGUGGUGGAGAUCUGUAAAACGACCGCGCAGCUGGAGGAGUUCUGUCGACAGAUCUGCAUCAAACUUGAGUGCUGUCCGUAUCUGAUCAGCGAACACUUCGUCAACGGGAACUGUCCCGAGAACUGUGACCAGCUCACCAAGACCAAAUACACCUGCUAUCUGGGUAAGAAAAAGAAGGGACCGGGCCGGCCUCCUGGUGCUUACACUAACCUCACAGAUGGUGAAAAACGACCGGGGAAGCGAAAAAAGAAGAAGAAAGUAAACAUCAUCAACAAGAAAAGUCCACCGUCUCCCGAAGGUGCUGGACCACAGUUUGAUGAGCAGGAGUUGUCUCCUCCUGCUGAGACGACGCGGCGGGUGAAUGGGUUGAACACAAACGGGUGGCAGGAGACUUCCAGCAGUCUGAAGACAACAUUCAAACGGAAAUAUAUCCACCACGUUGUCCCGCCCUCUGAAAUCCAGACCCGCGGAGCCAAGUUGCCAAAGUACAGCUUCGAGAAGCGCACUCACAAGAAGAUAAUGCAUGGAUCUCAUCACACCGCACACAGCAUUCAUCACAGCUUUCACACGCGCUUCAGCUCUGCAAUCAAAUCAAAACUACACACAAAACUUCACCCCGACAAACACGGGUCGAGCCUGAUGGCGGCGUACAUCCCCAAAGCAAGCUUGAAGAAGGAGGAGGUGCUGAAGCUGGAGAAGAACCCGCUCAAGUGGAGUCUGGGUGACGUGGUGGAUUUCAUCAAAACAACCGACUGCGCUCACCUCGCACGCAUCUUCAAGGAGCAGGAAAUAGACGGACAGGCGUUGCUUCUACUCACCUUACCCACAGUUCAAGAACAUCUCGACUUGAAGCUGGGACCAGCUAUUAAACUGUGUCAUCACAUCGAACGAGUCAAAAUUGCUUUCUACGAAACCUACGCCAAAUGAUUUGAAAGAAUGUGUUGUACAUGUCAUGUGUUCAUCAUGGUAGUCGUGUUACUGUAUUUGUCAACCAGCUGGGGCAAACACCAAAACUGUCAGGCCAAUAAUGUCACCAAAAUACAUUAUGGCCAAUAAUGUCAUCCAAAUACAUUAUGGCCAAUAAUGUCAUCCAAAUACAUUAUGGCCAAUAAUGUCGCCAAAACACAGUCUGGCCAAUAAUGUCACCAACACACAUUAUGGCCAAUAAUGUAACCAAAACAUUAUGGCCAAUAAUGUCGUCCAAAUAUAUUAGGCUAAUAAUAUCGCCAACACAUUCUGGCCAAUAAUAUUGUCAAAACAUUUUGGUCAAUAAUGUCACCAAUAAUCAUUGUUUUGGCCAAUAAUAUCAUCAAAACAUUUGGACCAAUAAUAUCACCAAAACUAAAUUUUGGCCAAUAAUAUAAUCAAAACCUUUUUGGUAAUAUAAUAAAAAAACAUUUUGUCCGGUAAUCGCACUAAAACACAUUUUGUCCAGUAAUCGCACUAAAACACAUUUUGUCCAGUAAUGACUCUAAAACACAUUUUGUCCAGUAAUCGCACUAAAACACAUUUUGUCCAGUAAUCACACUAAGAUACAUUUUGUCCAGUAAUCGCACUAAAACACAUUUUGUCCAGUAAUGACUCUAAAACACAUUUUGUCCCGUAAUGACACUAAAACACAUUUUGUCCAGUAAUGACACUAAGACACAUUUUGUCCAAUAAUCGCACUAAGACACAUUUUGUCCAAUAAUCGCACUCGAACACAUUUUGUCCAAUAAUCACACUAAAACACAUUUUGACCAAUGUUUUGUGUUUGAGGGAAUCUAUAUUUGCCGAAGACAUUUUAAACUCAAGUAUUCCUUAGUUUGAAUACUCAUCAAUUUGAAUACUCAUGUGAAGCACUUGUGUUAGGCAGCAUGUUUUUAUUUACUGCCAUUCUUGUCAUAAAUUAUUGAAAUCUGUUGGUGUGAGGUGAAACACCAGAGGCAAAUCAAAUUUAAGAUAUUUUAUUGUCAUGAUUUGUGUUUGGAGGUAGAUUUGUACGAAUCCACUAGGCAGUCUCUGAUCAAUAUGUUAAACAAACUGCACACCGAGGAGACUCGCAGCAAGAGACAGAGACACAUUCACAAUGAUUUUGGGCAGGGCUUUUAGUAUUUUGAUAAAAUCCACUAGCCAUGGGAUCAAUGCUUUUACAAAUUUACUAGCCACGAUUAAAAAUUGAUAAGCCCUACUUUACUUUAAGUUAAUACAAUUUUAUUAAAUAAUAGUAAUAAUUGGAUAUGUCACCUAAAGAGGGAGAUAGAGCUGAAAAACAUUAACAUUGGACGAUUGGGGUAGGGGCAGGAUGUUCAUAUUUACAAAAUAGACUGCAGCAUUUGACACAAAAUAAUUCACUAGCCAUCAGGCAUGGCAGUAGUAGUUUUUCACUAGCCCAACAUUGAAUAUCACUAGCCAUGGAAGUGGGGCUACCAUAAUCUAGAAGCCCUGUUUGGGGGAUGUCUCGAGCCAUUCAAGACACAUCGGCAAUGGCUCAAGGCUAGCGCGUCUCCAGUGGGAAAGGCCACAAACGGACAAGAUUAGGACAGGUCUAGUUAACGAUGGUCUAGUUUUCAUUAAGUACUUCCAUUCAUAAUUUUGGUGUUUGCUCUGGUGGGAUACUACUGAGGAGAAUUGUAUUCAUUUGUGUGACCGUGUUGAAACCAGUGUCUAACUGUGUUGAAAUGCUUUUUGUUUUCUGAGUGUGAUAAGUGUUUGUGGUGAUCUAGUCGGCGAGCUCUAGGUGCUAUCCUGUAUAUACACAGAGAGAACUACAGCCAUGUUGCAAAUUGAACAUAUUCAGUAUUAAUUUAUUAUUUUCAUCCACAUCGUUGUGCGUACUCGUGAAAUGGUCGUGUUGAAUUGUUUUGGAGUACAAUUGUUUUGUUUGUAGAUCAUUAGAUAUAAGAUAUUUAUUUAAGCUUGUUGUCCUGUUACUUUGUUAACUCGUCGGGCCAUUUGUCUAAUCAUCUUAUGCCCUGGUGUGUCUUUUUUUCAUAAUUUAUUACAUUUAAGAUUCUGCUUGUUAAUAACGAAUUAGUGAUUCAAUGUUAAUGUAGACUUUAUGACUGUUUCUGUCUCAACUCGCACAAAAAAAUCAAUUCUAUUUUGUACAUAAAUGUUUUAUUAGAAUCAGUUAUUCCUAACUUUGUAACAGAAUGAUUGAAUCCUUAGUUAUCUUUUUUUUAAUGUGCAAGCAUGAUUUAAUGACAGUGUUAAAUCUGAAUGACAAAACCUUUAUCCAUAAUCAAAACCGUAUCUUUGCAGAAGGCAGUCAUUUGUUAAAAUUCAUCUUCAAGUAAGAAGAAUGGUAUUUAUUAAUUGAGCUGAAAAAAAUAUUUAGUAAAAUGAAUACCAAUGGUGAUAAAUAUGACUGGAGGUAUUUGUUUUUUUUUCCCUUUGCUAUUUUUCAGUAUUCCUGUUUAAAGCAGGUAAUAAGAUGUUUCCUUUGUAAUUGUGUUACCAAUGAACUGAUAUAUAAUGACAUCCUAAAACAAAAUAUAUAUCGGCUAUUGGGUGUUAAAGAAAGGUAAGUUCUUAUGUAAUGGUAAAUGCUUCCAUGAUGUUGGGGGAAUAUGCCAGUGAACGUAUUGUGUAAUAAACUGUUAGUAAGUGGAACUAAAUGGAUGUCCGUAAAUGAUGCCCAAGAUGGUUAAUAUUGUAAUGGAUUAAUGUCGAACUCCAUAACCACAAACAUAUUUGUGAAACGUGGGUUUUAUUUUGUAUGUUAGAAAAGGUUUUUUUGUCACAAUGUUUUUGUAAUUUAAAAAUGUUGAUAAUAUAUAAUCUGGUCCCAAAAUAAUCUGUUUUGCCAAAUAUCCUUUAACAGAAAGUAUACAGUAAUAUUUAUAUAUAUACAUAUAUAUAUACAUAUAUAUAUACAUACAUAUAUAUAUAUAUAUAUAUAUAUAUAUAUAUAUGUGUGCGUGUGUGUGUAUAUGUAUAUGUAUAUAUAUAUAUAUAUUUUUUGGAAUCUGUUUGUGAUGAACAAUAGAAAAGUCUCUCGCACUAAUAUAUCUAUUGAUAAAAGAACGUUCGGUAUUGUAAAUUAAAAAUUUCUUUUUGUAACAUGAAUGUCUCAGAUUCAUAGUAACUUGCAUGAUUGGAGACCUGCCUCUGUUGUACAGUUGUUAAGCCACGAGGCUCAAGCUUGGUAGGUACUGGUUUCGUAUCCGAGUAUUGUUCGUUUUGUCCCAGUGUGUGAAUAAAGAAUGUAUUACUUACUAACUGGUAUCAGUGUGUUAACCAGCACUGUUGAACCCCGUUCAAUGUACAUUGUCUUAAAAACCUUCAGCUUACGGUCAAUCAAAAAUGCUGCAACUUGUUAACUCAUGAAAACGACUUUUUUUUUAUGGAUUUAAGUCAAAUAUAUUUUUAAAUGUAAUUUAACAAUACAAACGAAGACUCCCAAUAUAAUGGGUUGGGUGACAACUGAACGGUGUUGCCAAUGGUGGUCUUAUUAAAACCAAACAAAUUUUUGUACCCUUCCAGGUAUAUUUUACUUCAUGAAUUUAGUGCCACAUGUAUGUAUUCCUACACUGUUACGACAUAUCAGUAUUUAUAUCCUGUAUACCACUAUAUACCAUCAUCUUCAAUAGUCACAGCCUUCGGUUCCAUGCACGUGAUUUGUAAACAUGUUGUUCUCUGUUGUUGGAUGAAAGUUGCAUUAAAACAAAGUACGGAAA